CUAUACUUACCUAUACUUAUCAAUUUUGAGGAAGCCUUAUCUUGUUAAAAUUUAUCUCCAUUGAUACCAAAUUGCAAUAUUUUAUGUACUUAUAAUAUAUAUAUUUUGAGUGUACCUAUACAGUGAAACUGUGGUGAAGAAGAUAACGUAUGUAGAUUUGCUGAAUAUUAUGAUAGCCUUCGUAGAACUUUUUCUAGUAUCAAUCUCUAUAUCCGUCAUAAUAUUCAUCGAAUUACUAGACAGGAACCCACCGCCUAUUUUUGGUGUUUAUCAAAGAAGAAAUGGAUUUUAUUGGUUCAAAGUGGCUAUCGCCUAUUGUCUACUAUCAGUGAAAAAGUUCAAAUCAUCCCUGAAACGAUAUCAUGUGAUGAACAAUCUAGAACAACCGCAGUUGAUAUUUCAUGAACAGGCUACUGAUACAGUGUAUAUGAGCGGCAGCAACAGUGAUGGAGAUCACAUGACUGUUCGUCUAGAAUCAAGAAAAGACUACGUAAAUGCACAACUUUACCUAAAAAUCAACUCUUCGAAUUUUGGGGUACUGGAAAUAAAUGCGAAUCCAUCUGAUACUUCUUGGACAAAACCUGGAGAAAAUUGUUUCGAAUUUUCUGCCCAUGGGAUGAAAUUCAUUCCCUUGGAACCUAUGAAAAAAUGGAGGUUCAUUUACGAAGGAAGUAUGUUGGAAAAGGGUAAUCCAUCAGUUGAGCAUUAUGUAAAAAUUGACGGUAUUUGGACGUCAAAAAAACCAUAUUUCUACUUUGAUAGUGACAUGGAUCCAAUGCUAACAUCGAAAUGUCUAGCACAUGAAAAGUUCAAUAAAACCCAAUUCGAAAAUUUGAAAGUAUUAAAUGAAACUGGUAGUGAACAAUUUGGGACCAUGAAAUUAAAUGUGAUCAUCGACGAGAAGUGUUAUAUAAUUGAACUUGAUACUAUCAGGAGUCGUAAUGUUGAGAAUUACAAGGAUUGGAGUCGAUAUUACAGAUGUGGAUUUCACUAUUUUGCAACUGAAAACGGGGAUUGCUUCAGUAUCAGCGAAAUUUGCCGACCAAUAGCAUCUUCCAGGUUUUCCUUUGGACACGUUUAUUCUGCAGCUGAUAAGAAAAUAUACCCAAUAAAGGACACUAGCUUGAAACUCUAUCAAUAUGGAGGCAUCAAUGCACCACCAGAAGAUUAUGCGUUCACUUUUUCAGCUGGUGAAAAAACUUAUGCUGUCCAAGUGAGAGUGGUCGAUUCAUCUCAUUUUUACGUUAGCAAUGACAAGGAGGCGAAGGUAUAUGAGAGAUUUUCUUCGUUCAAACUGAACGGAUUGAAAGGAUGGGGAACAUCACAGUGGCAGUACAGAAACAUCUGUGAGAAGACCUAUCCAUAAGAAAUGAGCGGAUCUGCUGGUAAAUUUAUUUUUAAGGAUAAAUGUAAUAAAUGUAAAAAAUAUGUGAACAAGAGUGCUUCCACUCAAAUAUUGAAUAUUUCUAUUGACAUACCAGUGUUUGUGAUAUUUACAGGAUGUUUCAUAAUAUAUGUGAAUGAUCUCCUUGAAAACGUCUGUUAAUUAGGUAAGCGAUCUUUCUAUGCGAAAAAAAUUACCUCGGUGCUUUUGUGGUCCCGUAUCUGAAUUGACAUCUUCCACCACUAUCCCAAUUUGUAAAUUUUUCACUGUCUCCCUAUCCUGAUGUUUCGCUAUGGUCAUCACCCCAGAUGAAGGUUCCACAUAGAAGGAACCAUAGCAAUCGAAAUCUUGAUUUUUCAAAGCCAUUUCUCUCUCGUUUUGUGCUACACAGUCGUUUUCAUCAAUCUUGAUGACUAAUUUUGCGGUUGAAUCUUGAUCGUCUGCUGUUAAGUUAGCUAUUACUGUGCCAACCUAAAAAAUACACCGAUUCAACAAUAUAUAUCACAUCUCACCUGAAAACCUGCAAUUUUUUGAAUAUUUAUAAAACAAUAAAUAUUUGUUCGAUUGG
This is a messenger RNA of Phaedon cochleariae (mustard beetle), 1952 nucleotides long. The record is from the annotation of a GenBank genome assembly. NCBI's taxonomy places the organism in Eukaryota, Metazoa, Arthropoda, Insecta, Coleoptera, Chrysomelidae.